GGGCAGGGCGGGGAGAGUGCGCAUCAGUGUGGCUUCGGCCACCUUAGCCUACUGGGUACAAGUUGCGCUAACGAAUCGUCUCGUUAACCUCGAAUCUAUUUUACUAUUUACCACUCAGCAUGUCACAAGAUGUCUUGCUUAGUUGACUGUUGUAUCUGAGUUGAUGUUGUUGCGGCUGCAGUUUGCGGGUGGCGGCCGCGCGCGGCGCCGCCGCCGCCGCGGUGUCGUUCAAUGUCGUGCAAUGUUAGCGCCGGCGGUCGCUUGUCGCUAGUCUGCCGUGCGUCGUGGGUCCUUGUCGUCGGUGUGGUCCGCUCGCGGCCGUAGGUGACUAGGCUAGAGCUGUUCGGUGUCGUGUCGAACCGCCCGCCGUGUGUGUGUGUGUGUGUGUGAGUGUGCGCGCCUCGGCUUGCCCGCACGAGACCGCCCGUCGCGCCCGGCACGCGGCGCACCGGGCUCUCUGCACACUCAUGGUCAUCGGGCUCAGCUGGGCUCCGGCUUGCGGUCAAGACAUCGUGUUCGGCAGGCCCUUCGACAAGCCCGUGUCAUCAUCGUCCUCCUUCAUUGAAAUUCCGGCGAAUGUGCCCGGCAGCGACGUGGUGCUUCUGCGCGGCGGCGACGGCCAGUCCGACUGCCGGGACCCCGACCGUCAUCUGGGCCGCUGCGGCGUGUUCCAGGAGUGCCGGCCGCUGACCAGCACCCUGCUGCCGCUGACCACGGGCAGCGUGCGCUACCUGAGGCGCUCGAUCUGCCGCUUCAAAGGCGGCCAGGCGAUCGUCUGCUGUCCGCACGACCCGCCACGGCUGGAGGCGACCACGGCGGCGCCGCCCUCGCUCGGCGACGAGUCGCGCCCGACGCCACCGGCGCCGACGGAGCCGGGCCCGACGGCAGGGAGCGGGACGGAGACCGCCACCGAGUCCGGCGCGGGCGGCGAGGUCAAGCCCACCGAGCCCGCUGAGGUCGAGACCAGCACGGCCACAGCGACCGAGGUGGCUGCGACGACGCCAGCUGAGCCUGAGGACGAGUCCGCGGUGCCGCCGACCGGCACCGAGGCCCCGGUGCAGGUGGUUGACGCUGUGCCCGGCACCGUCCAGCCGGACGCCUCCACAACGUCCGCGUCCCCCGAGCCCUCCUCGGAGACGAUGGCGCCGGACGCCGACUCGGCUGGUGCCGGCGCUGACUCGACAACGGAGGCUGCGGUGGAGGCGGAGGCCACCGCGCCGCCCGCCGAGAUGAACACCGCGCCGCCCGCCACCACCACUGCCGUGGUAGACUCCACCACCCCCGCCAGCGCCGGGGACACCACCGGGGAGCCGGGAGCCGGGAGCGCGGAGCCGGGGCAGACCAACGGUCUCCGACUGGAGGAGGACGGCAGGGGCGAGCCGGUCGCCCCGCCGGGUCUGGACACGUGCGGCUACAGGAACGUCAGCGCCAACCGCAUCAUCGGCGGUCGCAUCGCCGAGCCCAACGCCUGGCCAUGGCUGGCGGCUCUCGGUUACGAGUUUACGGAGAACAAGAUCGAAUUCUUCUGUGGAGGAGCCCUGCUCACAGACCAGCACGUUCUCACGGCCGCCCACUGCAUCAAACCGGAGCUAAAGACGGUCCGGCUCGGAGACCAUGACUUGUUCAACGAAACCGAAGUGAACACCGUGGUUGAACACCCGGUCCUGGCCAGCUUCCCUCAUCAGGAGUACAACAAUCGUACCUUAUUCCACGACAUUGCCAUCAUCAAGCUGCGAACUCGUGUGAAACUUACCGACGCUGUGCAUCCUGUUUGCCUUCCCAUUGUUCCUGAGAUGCGAGAGUUGAAUCUGGUCAGGAAAACGGCCUUCAUCGCUGGAUGGGGGACCACAAAGUUCAAGGGCGAGGCCAGCGAGGUGCUGCGCGAGGCGACCGUGCGCGUCCAUCGCCAGCAACUGUGCAAGCAGCGGUACCGCGCGCUGCGACACAAGAUUAUCGACAACCAGAUGUGCGCCUCCUCAAAAGGACAGGACUCGUGCCAGGGCGACAGCGGCGGUCCGAUGCUGUUCCCGGGUCGGGUGACCACCAACUGGUACGUCAUGGGCGUGGUGUCGUUCGGCCUCCGCUGCGGCGAGCCCCGCUUCCCCGGCGUCUACACGCGCGUCGUACCAUACCUCGACUGGAUCACCGACAACCUGCGCUAGGGGCGCCGCCGGCCCCGGCCGGGUCACGGCACGUGCGCCCUCGGCCCGGUGACCGGUGACCCUCCGGCUCCGGGGUCCUGGGUUCCUCGGGGCGCAGUCGCUCGAGACCCGUCGCUGGGUCGGUGAAUACAGACAACGGACUCGGCGAGUCAACGUAUAAAGACAACGAAGACAGGCGAUGCGGGCACGUGACUGCCCGCUCCUCGCUCGGGGCGUAGAGAAAGCAUGACACAUGAAAAGACACUAGAUGAAAGAAUGAUAACAUAUAGAGCAGUUUUCCACGGCCCGAAUGCUUGUGGUUGCUCGCUUUUUCUGAGGGCCGUCAUUGAAAAACUACAGGGUGGCGUUGUUGUGUCUGCGGACCGUCGGGCCUUCGUUGAAAGGCGGGCAUUGUUGAGCCACGGACCCGCCUGCUGUGAAGUGUAAGCCUGAUGAAGUGGUAUGCCAGUGGAACGAGAGAUAGACCAGCCAGGAUACCAACUGGAUAUGUGAUCACCGUGUCUCCUACAGGCUGUUUUGGCCAUAAUAUGUAUGCUCGCUCCAGCUGCUGUGGCGACCUGGCCGCGCCAUCGCAUGCAUGGCUUCGUCACAGCGGCGAGCCCGUAAGGUCCGGAGGAAACACUGCUCUGCACGGCUCGUGUGCCGGCGGUGCAUUACGGCCAGAGCUGUUCGUUAUCUUCGUAUCGUUGGAUGUUUGUGGAGACGUUUCAGGAUCCUUGGAUUGGGCAACUUGAACUGAGCAAUGGCGUGCUGUCAGUGAGGCCUGGACUUGCCCAAACUCGUCAUGCUUCUAAGAUGAGCUUAUUAAUGUAAUGCUAGUAGGAGACACUCCUGCUCGGGGACCGAACAUUUGUGUCGGUUUCGUCAAGUUGAACAAUGUCUGCGGCAAACUUGCUCCCUGGUUUAUGAUUCCGUAAAUAUAGUUGGACUUCGUCGAUAACCUGUUUACUCAAUGUGCCGGCGUCAUGGCACACCAGCUAAGACCACUCGGGAUAUCGAAUACCAAGCACUACAACUGGACUGAUAAAUACGGGAAGGCCACACCACGCUCCACGUCCGCAGACGCAAGCCAUCCAUGUGAUCCGGCCCGCAGGUGCAAGCCAUCCGUGUGUUCCGGUCCGCAGACGCAAGCCAUCCGUGUGUUUCGGUGCGCAGAUGCGAGCCACCCAUGUGUUCCGGCCCGCAGAUGCAAGCCAUCCGUGUGUUCCGGUCCGUAGACGCAAGCCAUCCGUGUGUUCCGGUGCGCAGAUGCGAGCCAUCCGUGUGUUUCGGUUCAAAACCGUGAACAAAAUAUUGACAGAAUGGCAAUGCCCGGUUGGAACAAGUGAGUCAAUGUAGAUCACGUUAAAGAAAGGCAUACCAGCAGGUGGUUGGUGGCAGGCGGGUGUUUCUCCACAACGUUCCGCAACAGUGAGACAGUUGGGCCGCUGCUCCUUUCCAGCAGAGCAGCACUCGCAUCACCUGCAGGACCUAGCAUGCUGACUGCCGCGUUCCCAUCCAUGACUGAAUUUAGUGAGGUAACGCUAGCAGAAAAGACAUCCAUUCUCUUGAUUCUGAACAAGGCCAGUGCCACGUGUUUCGUGUGUGUGUUUUGUCUAGCAUGAGAGUUUACCACGGACUGAAUUUUGGUGGUCCGGCUCGGUUCAGUCGCAACAACGUCAUGUUCACGCGCCACCAAUCCGCCUUGUUAACAGGCUGGAAAUCCGGUUGUCUCCAUUCCGUCAAAGCAACAAAUUUUCAAUACAAUCCUUCCAGUCCGUCACAUUCCAGCUCUGAUAACUACAUUCACAUCAGCCGGUGUGCAUGGAAACUUUCUAUAGUGCCUGAACUGGGUACACGGUAUGCUGAUUCGUGAAACGUGUUUUAUGUGACGUAAAUGGGCAUAUCUAACUUCUGCAACUGACAUGGCAAACUCCAAUCAGUUCCCAGGUGUUUACGCUACCUGAUUUGGAAUCCAUUUCAAUACUAACGUGUACAUUAGAGUUACACACAUUCAGUUCUGUUUCCAGAAGGGUGAAAGCUUGACACGGAGGCUUGUAACACUUAUAGCGCCAAGUUUGAGGUCCCCUGGGAGCUCAUUGUGCAGGAAGGAAACUUUUUGCCUGCCCACAGUGUUUGUGACCAGUGAUGUUCCCAAAGAGGCUGUCGCUACAUUUUGGCCCGCAUCUUGUCAACUUGAACGUGCGAUCAGAAUCUGAAGCGACCACCUUUGGUGUGAAAUGAACAUUUGAGAACAAAAUGGGUCAUGGUUAACGUAGACGCGUUAACGACUACACUGUCGGCACCUUCCGCUUCGACUUAACUCGUGCUUUUGCAUGCGGGCUCACUCGACAGCCAACGGUCUCUGAGAGAAGAGAGCCGAACAAUUAACAGAGUCCUUGACUCCCCCACAUCCUCAGCGAUGGCAACCGGAGAUGGCAAUGAUCGAGCCCCUCGUUUCUGAUGCUGGUGUUGAUUCAGUCC
Messenger RNA from Pollicipes pollicipes, 4625 nucleotides. Its product is annotated as clotting factor B. Gene Ontology annotation, molecular function: serine-type endopeptidase activity. NCBI's taxonomy places the organism in Eukaryota, Metazoa, Arthropoda, Thecostraca, Pollicipedomorpha, Pollicipedidae. Gene Ontology annotation, biological process: proteolysis. The record is from RefSeq and is a predicted model, not a curated record. The coding region runs from base 468 to 2162 and encodes 564 amino acids. The transcript is spliced from 8 exons.